AAUAACCAUCUCUCUCUCUCUCUCUCUCUCUCUCUCUCUCUCUCUCUCUCUCUCUCAUGGAGAGCAAGGAAGCAGUAAAGGUUGUGGGAUUUUGGAUAAGCCCAUAUUCACUGAGAGUGGAGUGGGCUCUGAGGCUUAAGAGUGUAGAGUAUGAAUUCAUUGAAGAAGAUAUCUAUAACAAGACUCCUCUGAUUUUGGAACUGAACCCGGUUCACAAGAAGGUGCCGGUGCUGAUUCAUGGCGAGAAAGUGAUACUCGAGUCCCUUGUGAUUCUCGAGUACAUCGAUGAGACAUGGAAACAAGUCCCACUUUUGCCUCAAGAUCCGUAUGACAGAGCCACCGCCCGGUUUUUGGCUAAUCUUGGUGAGGAGAAGCUUUUUGUGGAUGCAUGGAUUUCUUUGUGUUCUCAAGGAGAUGAAAAGGAAAGAGCUCUGAAACAAGUCAGGGAGGGCAUGAAGAAGAUAGAAGAAGAGCUCAAAGGGAAAAAAACCAAGUUUUUUGGAGGGGAAAGCUUGGGGUAUUUGGAUCUUGUGCUUGGAUGGAUCUCCUAUAUCCUUCCUGUUUGGGAGGAAGUUGGGUGCAUGAAAAUUGUAGACCCAAUUCAAUUCCCAUCAACCACUGCUUGGAUGGAAAAUUUCCUCAACCACCCUGUGAUCAAGUUCAAGCCGCCACCCAGGGAUAAUAUGGUAAUUUACUUCCAGUGGCUAAGGAUAGAAAGUGGUGCACAAAUAGCUAGAGUUGGGCCAAGUGGGGCCAGGGGUGUACUUAGUAUAAAGUCACCACCUAAUUUUAGACAAUUGUAUACAUGGAAUUGACCCCACAAAGGGACAAGAUAUUCUCUCCAUAAGACUCCUACCCGGAAAAAAAAUUCGUUCUUUUAAUGACCGGAUGUCUAAGUCAAUCUGCGCCUAAUUUGACUACUCAGUCUCGAAAUUAAUGAACGAAUUAACCCUUCAGUUGUCACAAGAUUUGAAAUAUUUGUUCUCAAUAAAAUUUGAAUAGACCAACUCGUAGAAAAUAAGCACUUAUUAUUUUCUC
Rhododendron vialii is the source of this 1038-nucleotide messenger RNA. RefSeq names its product glutathione S-transferase U1-like. The transcript has 2 exons. Gene Ontology annotation, molecular function: glutathione transferase activity. Bases 57 to 815 code for a protein of 252 amino acids. The record is from RefSeq and is a predicted model, not a curated record. Gene Ontology annotation, biological process: glutathione metabolic process. Gene Ontology annotation, cellular component: cytoplasm. Lineage: Eukaryota; Viridiplantae; Streptophyta; Magnoliopsida; Ericales; Ericaceae.